This is a messenger RNA of Plasmopara halstedii, 789 nucleotides long. RefSeq names its product zinc knuckle (cchc-type) family protein. Gene Ontology annotation, biological process: DNA recombination. Lineage: Eukaryota; Oomycota; Peronosporomycetes; Peronosporales; Peronosporaceae. Gene Ontology annotation, molecular function: zinc ion binding; DNA binding; DNA strand exchange activity. Bases 1 to 789 code for a protein of 262 amino acids. The record is from RefSeq and is a predicted model, not a curated record. The transcript has a single exon.
AUGGCGGCUGUACAAUCUGAGGAGCGGAGUAAAAUUCUGCAGAGGCGGCGGGAGCUGCGCAAGGCCAAAAAACAAAAAGCUAAGCAUUUUAAAACGCUUAAGCAUCAGGCACGCUGUGAGAAGAAGGCUGAAAUUGUGGCCAAGAUCCGUGCGAAGCGCGAUGAGGUUCAUUGGAACGACAACAAUGGUGAGAACGGGUGCUGGUUGUGUGGUGAGGUGACGCACCGCAAGCAGGACUGCCCUAAUCGAGCGCUUGGUGAACUGAACAAGACGUGCUAUCAAUGCCGCCGCCGAGGACACACGUCACAAAAUUGCCCACAGAAGGGCACUGAUGACCUAGGCGGUCAGCCCCAGCAACAAUCUGAGGUCUGCUUUAACUGUGGUGAUGGUAGCCACUCACUGCGUCAUUGCCCUAAGCCAAUUGAAAAUGGUGGUGCUACGCAUGCCACGUGCUUCGUCUGUAAACAGCAGGGCCACCUGAGUAGCAAAUGCCCACAAAACAAGACGGGUGUUUACCCAAAGGGCGGUUGUUGUAAGCUUUGCAAAAGUAUUGAACAUUUGGCGCGUGACUGCCCUGUAGGUAACAUUUCGGUUGAUGGUAGCAGCAGUGGAAAGAACAAGAAGACCAAGUUUUCGAAUGAUGACGAUGGUUGCGUUGACUAUGAUGCUAAUUCUGGCGACGCACUCGACGCUGUUCAACUUAGUCGGGACGGAUGUGCAGUUGAAGACGACGAUAAGCAAGCAGACACUAGAAAAAGCAAAAAAUAUUCUAAGCGAGUCAAGUUUUAA